AUGGAGACCGCUCUCCCACCAAUAGGUUGCGAUCGAGUUCAGGUCGUACUGGACGGACCGGCCACCUAUGAAAGCGAAUUGCGCCACAAUGAAAUGCCGACUGAGCAUGGCGGUCAGGAGAACAUCAAAAUAUCAUGGAUAAUGGAAGUAAAGAAAUCCUGCAUAUCAACACUUUGGUUAGCUGAAUAUCGAACCGCCUACGAGGUUCGUGUGGACGGCGUUAUGGCAGGAUGUAGCAGCCUAAUGGCCGCUUCGAUGCGAAAGGAAGCGGCAGCAUGA
Messenger RNA from Angiostrongylus costaricensis, 279 nucleotides. The record is from the annotation of a GenBank genome assembly. NCBI's taxonomy places the organism in Eukaryota, Metazoa, Nematoda, Chromadorea, Rhabditida, Metastrongylidae.